Molecule: messenger RNA, 3100 nt
Organism: Aphanomyces astaci
Lineage: Eukaryota; Oomycota; Saprolegniomycetes; Saprolegniales; Verrucalvaceae
Exons: 3
Coding region: 40-3000 (986 amino acids)
Biological process (GO): microtubule-based movement
Molecular function (GO): microtubule binding; ATP binding; microtubule motor activity
Source: RefSeq, a predicted model, not a curated record
CGCGAUCUUGGGCAGGCGCGGUGAGACCGACGGAGUCACAUGAAGAAUGGAACGGAUUACACCAACUCCCCACGAGGGACUGUGCACUCUGCUGCUUCCAGGAAGACAGCAUUCUCGUCCUCGUCCAAGCUUCAGAUCAAGCGCCAAACUUCGUCAUCGUCGUCGGUAGUGGGGCGCACACGGCCGCUAGCAAGCAACGACGACGACGACGACCGUGACUCCAUCACAAGUCACAUGAGUACAGUGAGCGGACGGUAUGGGUCGAACUUUAAAGUGGUGAUUCGUGUCCGUCCGCCGCUGCCUCGGGAACUGCAAGGCGACAAGCCGUUCCAAAACAUCGUGUCGGUGGAUUCGUCUGGCCAUUACUUGACCGUCUCCGACAGCAACCACCACCACAAUCCGUCGUCAAACGACGACCAACAGGGCAACUCCUCAUCGUCAUCCUCUUCGUACUCGAACCAUUCGUUCUCGUUCGACCACGUAUACGACCAGCACAGCACGCAGCGCGCCGUGUACGAGAACACGGCCAAGGCGGUGGUCGAGUCAUCUCUGGAAGGGUACAACGCGACGAUCUUCGCGUACGGCCAGACGGGCACGGGCAAGACGUACACGAUGGAAGGGUUCAACAGCAGCGGGGGGUCGUCGUUGGAGGACCGCGGCAUCAUCCCCCGCGCGAUCGAGCAAAUCUUCAUGCACAUCCAAGCCAACAUGAGCGCGCGCAUGCGGUUCCUCGUGCGCGCGAGCUACCUUCAGAUCUACAACGAGUCCAUUUCCGACUUGCUGAAACCAGAACGCAACAACUUGACGAUCCGCGAAGACAAGAAGCGCGGCGUGUUUGUCGAGGGGCUGUCCGAGUGGGUGGUGCGGUCACCCGAAGAAAUUUACGGGCUCAUGGAGCGGGGCGGCGCGAUGCGGGCCACGGGAAGCACCAAGAUGAACGAGAUCUCGUCCCGAUCCCACGCCGUGUUUAUCAUCAUCGCCGAGCAAAGCCAGACCACGUACGUCGACACCACUGGCAAGGAGGUCGCCCCGGACGAGUUUACAGCGCUCGUCAACACGCAGGCGCGGGACCGGACCAAGCUCGAGUCGCUUGUGCGCCAGAGCUUCAAGGUCGGCAAGCUCAACCUGGUCGACUUGGCCGGGUCGGAGCGCGUGCGGCUGUCGGGGGCGACCGGUCAGCGCCUCGAAGAAAGCAAGAAGAUCAACCAGUCGUUGUCGGCCCUUGGAAACGUCAUCGCCGCGCUCACGGAUACCCGGGGGCGGCAGCACAUUCCGUACCGCGACUCGAAACUGACGCGGAUCCUCGAAGACUCGCUGGGCGGCAACUGCAAGACCACAAUGAUGGCCAUGAUUUCGCCGGCGCUGGAAGCCAUCGUCGAGAGUCUGUCGACGCUCAAGUUUGCAAAUAGAGCCAAGAACAUCAAGAACGAGGCGCGGGUGAACGAAGACUUGGACCAAAAGUCGCUGCUGCGCAAGUACGAGCGCGAGCUCAAGCGUCUCCGGGCCGAGUUGGAGGAGAAGAACCGCAACGUCGUGGACAAGCGGCGGCUGCUCGAACUGGACGAGCAGCGGCGGCGCGCCGAAGAGGACAAGAUGGCGGCGAUCCGGGCGCUGGAACAACGCAGUCUCGAGUUCAUGCUUGAGAAAGAGGAGAAGAAGAAGCUCGAGCAGCGCAUCGUGAUGCUGACGUCGCAGAUGCUCAUGAGUCAUGGCAAUAAGCCCCGACCAGACAACGAUAGUACCACCGACACGAGCGAGUUCUCGACCGAGGACCCGCAGUUUCGCAUUGCGUUGAAGGAACAACAAGACCGCAUUCGAAAAGAGUACGAGUGCCGACUCGCGGACUUGGAAAAGGAGCGCGAGACGAUCGAGGAGGAAAAAGCUCAAGUGGACCGAUACAAGCAGUUGCUGCUCAAACAGCGAGACAUCAUGAUUGCGUUGACCCAGCGCUUGAACGAGCGCGACGAGCAGAUCAUGGCGUUGCAGGACGAGCUCGACGCGUAUGACAGGCACCAGAAAGCGCUCGAAGAAAAGCUCGACGAGAAGACGGCGCAAUUGAUUCAUCUCCAGAGAGUCACCAUGGAGCACAAUGCGACGUCGCCCAACAAGAACGCAGAGCUCAUCCGGGCGCUGGGCGAGUGGGGGUUCAAGCAGACCCAGAGACAGCAGCUGCUCCAAGGUCCGUCGUCGUCGGUCGAUGGAAGCACGCUGUCGCCGCACCUGCUCACAACGCACAAGCAGUUUUUACCCCACGAACCACCGUACCCCAUGAACAACAACCACCACCCCGAGGUCACCAAGUCGCCGCCCAAGGGUCUGCUGCUCUCGGCCGAUGAAAAGAUCCACGAGCUACAAGACGUCGUGACAAGUCAGAGCCUAGAGCUGGCCAAAGCCGCCAAAGAACUGGACGAAGUGCGCGCGGACAAGGUCUGCGUCGAGUCCGAAGUGCGGGAACGCGUGGAGAAAAUGGUGCAAAUGGAACUGCACCAGCAAGGACAAGCGACGUCGGCCAAGUACCAGCGCCGCAUCCACGAGCUCGAGUCGACCGCAAAACUGUGCGGAGAUUUGCAAGGGAGAUGCGACACCCUCACCAAGGAGCGCAAGGCGGUGCAGACGAUCAUGGAGCAAAAGAUCAAGGCCCUUGUCGAUGCCAUCGCCCGAGCCAGUGACGCCACGCUCGAGACAGUGGGCGGUGUCGCUCACGUCGGCGAGCCCGCCAAGUGGCUAUGCCGCGAAGUGGCUGCGCUGCAACGGCUGGUGAAUGCAUCGAUUGUGGCGCUUCGCAACGCCAACAACUCUGAAAAAAGCUCGGCGUCGACUGCAUCUACCGAAAAGCAGACCCCAGUCCAACCCCCAGCAGUGCCCCCGUCGCCCCCGCAGGCCGACACGAAGCGACCGGCGCUGUCGUCGUACGUGACGGGGGGGCUGUCGGUGGAAGAGUUGAUCCACAAGCGACGACAGCAGAUGCAGCGUGAGAAGCACCAGCGCCACCACACUUGAGCAAGCCACAGGCAAAAAUAUAUAUGGCAGCGAAAGUGUUGGAUUUGACAUUGCCCAAACAACAGCAAUAUUAUCAAUAUAUCAUCCAACAGAGUCGAUG